This is a messenger RNA of Nicotiana attenuata, 618 nucleotides long. RefSeq names its product EPIDERMAL PATTERNING FACTOR-like protein 5. Gene Ontology annotation, biological process: stomatal complex development; guard cell differentiation. The record is from RefSeq and is a predicted model, not a curated record. Lineage: Eukaryota; Viridiplantae; Streptophyta; Magnoliopsida; Solanales; Solanaceae. The transcript has 2 exons. Bases 186 to 536 code for a protein of 116 amino acids.
ACGCAACACUUUCAAUAAUAGAAUCCAAACCCCCCACAUUGAAGACAGUCUCCUCCCCUGCAGCCAUCUUCCAUUUUUCUUCUGAGCUUUUAAUUUUGCAUUAACUCUCCCUAUCUCCAUAGCUUAAUUGUAGCAAACACUCGUCUCUAUAUAACUUCACUAUUUUUCGCAGCUCCAUUUGGGCGAUGGGCGUAUUACACUGCCGCCAUCAUCAUUUCCAACACACACCCUCCUGCUUCUCUUUUGCUACCAUAGCCACAUUAACUUUCCUUUUGCUUACCUCUGUUGUUUCAGCUCUUCGUCUCAACCCCACACGACGACUCAGUGGUGAGCAGCAAGAGGUGAUUGAGCGAGUUUUGAUUCAGAGAAGACUGAGUGGACCGGGUUCAUCUCCACCAACCUGCAGAUCCAAGUGUGGAAGGUGUUCGCCAUGUAAACCGGUUCGAGUCUCAAUUCAACCGGGUUUUAGUUUCACUUUAGAGUACUACCCUGAAGCGUGGAGGUGCAAGUGUGGAAACAAUCUAUUCAUGCCUUAAAAGUAUAUUACUCUUGUUUCUUUCUUUUUAUUUGUAUCUAAUUUUGUCCUUCACGUCUAAUUAAUCACUUACUAUUCUACUU